Messenger RNA from Didymosphaeria variabile, 2100 nucleotides. RefSeq lists its product as uncharacterized. Bases 1 to 2100 code for a protein of 699 amino acids. The transcript has 4 exons. The record is from RefSeq and is a predicted model, not a curated record. Gene Ontology annotation, biological process: carbohydrate metabolic process. Lineage: Eukaryota; Fungi; Ascomycota; Dothideomycetes; Pleosporales; Didymosphaeriaceae.
AUGUUGAUACCCACUCCCCACCUACCAAUAUGGGUAGCCGCAUUAGUGGUGGUCGGCAAUUGUGAGAUCGAUCGCGAGUCCAUUGUACGACAAUACAAUCUUAAGCUCAAUCAAUCGCAUCCAUAUAGCCCAGUUCAGAUCGGAAACGGGAAUUUUGCAUUUGGUGUCGACGUUUCUGGACUGCAGACAUUCCUCCCACAUAACACCCUGUCAUCAUGGGGCUGGCACAACUCGUCUCUGCCAACGACGCCAAAUCAGACCGCUAUUUCCGACUUUACCGGUCAAGAUUGGUGGACACAUGGUCGGCUCGUGAACUACAACCAGCCCAACCCUGCCGAGAAGGAUAUCAGUCAGUGGCUGAUAGCGAACCCUCAUCGCAUCAAUCUUGGAAGAAUUGGUCUCUGGUUCGGGGACAAGAACAUCACCGAAAACGAGCUCGCGAAACCAUCUCAAGUAUUGGACCUCUGGGAAGGAACAAUAUCGUCUUCGUUCUCGUGGAACGGUAAAGAGGUGUACGUCAAAACCGUCGCGAGCCCAGAUACAGACACUGUUGCUGUAGGAAUCGAGUCACAAUUGCUGGGCAGUGGUGACCUAGGAGUGUUCUUUGACUUCCCGUAUGCCAGCGGCAAGAACAAAUUCGAUGCGCCAUUCGUGGGGCUGUUCAAUGCCACGUCUAACCACACCACGACGUUGAUAACCAAGAAAAACAGAGCUACCAUCUCUCACACGCUAGAUGCGACCACUUACGACACUCAGAUCGUGUGGGAGAGCGACGCGAAAAUCACGCGAACGCGUAACGCAACUCACCGUUACGUUCUUAAGCCUGAGAAGGGGUGCGAGACGCUCGCUUUUACUGCAACCUUUGCGCCCAAAGCGAAGAACAGCCGAGUGUCUUUCGCAGACGUAGAAGAAAGUGCGGCAGACUGGUGGAGUGAUUAUUGGUCUACGGGCGGCUUUGUCUCUCUUCCCACUUCGACUAAUUCCUCAGCCAAAGAACUUCAGCGCCGCAUUAUAUUGACGCAAUAUCUGCUUGCUGUCAAUGGGGCUGGUAAAGACCCUGCGCAAGAGUCAGGUCUGGUCAACAAUGGCUGGUACGGCAAAUUUCAUCUUGAGAUGGUCUUUUGGCACCUCGCUCAUUGGACUGUUUGGGACAAGUGGGACCUUUAUGAUCGCAGCAUCGGUAUAUAUGACAGGUUUCUAAAGUCUAGCUACGACCGAGCGAAGCAUCAAGGCUACCAAGGGGCACGCUUCGGCAAAAUGAGUGACCCAAGUGGUCAUUCUGCACCUGGUGAGAUAAAUUCCCUCCUGAUCUGGCAGCAACCACAUCCUAUGUGGUUCGCGGAGAUGGAAUACAGGAAAUCACCUACACAGAAGACACUCCAGAGAUGGGACAAAAUCUUGACCGGAGUGGCUGAGUUCAUGGUGAGCUACGCUUGGUACAAUCAAUCCACGGAAGCAUACGAUUUAGGACCACCAAUGUACCCCGUCUCAGAGAACACCAACCCUAACCAAACGAUAAACCCAACAUUCGAGUUGGCAUAUUGGCGCUUCGGCUUGGAUGUCGCGUCGAAGUGGCAGACGCGGCAGCAUAGAGCCGUGCCCGCUAGCUGGCGUACCGUGAAAGAAAACCUUGCGCCAUUCCCCAUUCAAGACGAUGUGUACGUCCUCUACGAGGGAGUCGAGGACAUGUGGACGUCACCAGAGAUAGCAGCAGACCACCCGGGCUUUUUGGGUCUAUACGGUUGGCUGCCACCAGACUCACGCUUCAAUUUGACCGCCUUCCAGCAUACUGUGGAUAAAGUGUAUGCAUCGUGGGACUUAGCGAACCUGUAUGGCUGGGACUUCCCACUUAUGGCCAUAGCAGCAGCGAGAUUGGGCAAUGGAGAGCAGGCAAUUCGGUGGCUGUUAGAUUCGAAUAACCAAGUCAAUGAGGUGGGAAUGCCCGAAGGAGGAAACAGAGUGGCCACGCCGUACUUUCCUGCAAGUGCGGGGAUGCUGCUUGCUGUUGGUAUGAUGGCUGGAGGCUGGGAUGGGCUUGAGGGCCCGGUCUUUCCGGAGGGCUGGAAAGUCGAAGUUGAGGGGUUCCAGAGAGCUAUGUAG